UACUUCUCAAGAUGGUGGAUUGAAAAUAGAGAAAUACUUUUUUCUGGGACAUUCGAUUGAAUUUUGAUGGAUUAUGAAUGUUAACAAAUGUAGGUAACGAAUUUGCAGCGAUGGAAUCAAAUAAUACAACGAUCGCUCCUACUGAGAGUCCAGUGGUUCACUAUCAAAAGUACCUUGUGGGAUGUGGAUUGGCUAUAGGAGGAAACCUACUUAUAAGUUUGUCCUUAAAUGUUCAGAAAUACUCUCAUAUGAGAAAUGACCAAAGAAUAGACCCCAUUCACUACACUAAGGACCCGUUAUGGUGGUUUGGCCUGAUACUGAUGACAGUUGGUGAAGUGGGCAACUUUGCAGCUUAUGGCUUUGCCCCUGCUUCUCUUGUAGCCCCACUUGGGAUGACUACUGUUGUAGCAAACAUGUUCAUUGCAGUUAUCAUGCUGAAGGAAAAACUUAGACCUGAAGAUAUGUUUGGUUGUACCUUAGCCAUUCUUGGAGCUUUUCUUAUUGUGAACUUUUCUAAACGUACAGAAAUCAUCCUCUCUGGUCCAAAGAUAGUUGAAUUCUUAACACAGAUAGCAUUCAUAGUAUACAUGGUUGUUGAACUAAUAAUGUUGACAGGGCUACUAGUUUUGAAGUACAAGUACAAGAAAAACAAUGUUAUCCUUCUACUGCUAAUUACCUCUUUAUUAGCAUCACUUACCGUUAUAUCUGCCAAAGCUGUUUCUGGGAUGCUCCAGUUGACCUUUAGUGGUGUGAUGCAACUUCAGUAUGUCAUAUUUUGGGUCAUGAUUGUCAUCCUGGCUGUUACUGCAGUGGCACAACUAAAGUACCUGAACCAGGCUAUCAUGGCACAUGAUUCUACUGUGGUUGUCCCUACCAACUUUGUCUUCUUCACCAUCAGUGCAAUUAUAGCAGGUAUUAUAUUCUACAGAGAGCUGUGGGGAUUACAUGCCUUGAAUGUCUUCAUGUUUUUAUUUGGGUGCUUUUUAUGUUUCACUGGUGUAUACUUCAUCACAGCUGGCAAAGAGCCAACACCUCCUGUCUCUGAAGAUGAACAGCCACUCACAGAGAAGAAACUUGUGCAACAGAUACUUCCAACAUGGUGGUUUUCUGAUGUCAACCAGAUUGAAGUCCAGCCUAGAAGUUGCAGCGAACAGCAAUACAUGACACGGCCAAUCAUUCCACGUGAGGAGUCCAGUGGCACAGAGGACACAAGUUUUGAUGACACACCCAAUAUAAGUCAUGACCCACCCAAUGGGAAAGGUUCAAUAAAUUAUGGUACAACUACAGAAACUGCAAAAUGAAGCAAUCAGUGAGGUAUCAGUAUGAAUCAUGGCCUACAAAGUAUAAAAGGGCCAUAUUUUGAAGGCGCAGGUGCUUAUUCAAUCAGUUCAUCACUCAUUCAGAAUGAAAUGAGUACUAGAAUAUUGGUCCUUAUUGGACCACAGUUAGUUGCAAUAUGACAGAAUAAAGAGGAAAAUCAAAAUUUUCUGUAAAAAUAUUUGAAAAGGUGAUCUGAUGAAGAAUCUCUAAACAAUGAAUUUCUAUUCAUUGCAUUUGAAAUGCAAAAAUAUCACGUCUCUACUCAUUUAACAUUUUUGAAUUAUUAUUCAAAAAUAAAAAGGAUCAAUUAUUGAGAAUGUAAAGGUCAAUUUUAGAUGUAGGGAUUUUCUUAAAGAAAAUAAAGAUAUAUCUAAUCUCAUGCUCUCAACUAUAUAAUAUUUACAUACAAGUUAUACACUGGAAGGGAUUGGAUAUAGGAUAUAUCAUAAGGAAAAUACUGAUAUCAACUGUGGGAACCUUGGGAAGAUAUGAUCGGUAUUUUCUUCAGGGAUAUAUCCAAUAACUUUUCCAAUUGGGGUAUAACAAAUUAAUCCCAUAAUCACAAGUUGUAUGAAUAAUCAUUCUAUAUCCCUUCAUUUAUUAUACAUAAUAAUAACUGUGUUCAGAUUUACUAUACGUAUUAUAUACUAACAUGUACUGAAUAUAAAACAGUUAAUUUGUAACUACAGCAUAUGUUACGAUAGGCCAGGUUAGAAAAUAUCAGGAUGAUAUUUAAUAUUCCAGUAUUUGCCCCAGAGUUAAGAGAGGUUAAGAGAUAAUACAUACAUUUCUAAUGGGAUAAAUCCCUUAUCAAAACCCUCAUAUUUAUUUACCUUAUGUUUGUUGUAUUUGUGGUGCAUAUAUGUUUAUAAAACAAGUAUAUUAAUUGUGAUGUGACCCAUUUACAAUGGGUUUCCAAAUGCAGUAUUUCAAUUCCAGCAAUCGUUGCUUCCAAACAUUAACUUUGAAUAGCAUAAGCUUUUGAAAUUAUGUACAGAAAGUAAUGGGAAAUGAUUAUGUAACCCCAACGAAACCUGUCUGCAAAAUAAGUAAGAUGGGGUUAUGAGGUGCUUCUUUUGAUGAGUUCAGUUUUUUAAACUAGAUGAUGUUCUUAGUAGUUUUUCCACUAAAUACACUGUAGUUUAGUUAGGGCACAUGUACAUAUCACCUACGGUAUUUCAAAUAAAGGUUUAGAGGUUUUGGAAAAUAGUUAGCCAUGACACAGAUUGACAGCACAUAAAAAUAUUAUAAAAUUGAAAAAUCUUUGGAAUUGGAGCGGACUCUCUUUAACUCUACAUUUAAAUAUUCCCAAUCGUAUUUUUAUAUCUACCUCCAUUUAUUUCUUGAAUUAAAGCAUGUGUUCUAUGAUUUGCAGUGGAUAAUAUUCUCAGAAUAUCACCAUAUGGUAUUUUCUUAUAUUACUUUACAUACAAAACCCUAUAGUGGUAUAUGUUCCCAAUACUCUUUGUUAUGUGGCAUUCAUAUUUACACUGUAUUAUGUUUAUCAAUAUCUGUGAGUUCAUGUACACGUAAAUAUUAUUUUUAUUCCCUGUUAUCCAUGCACUCUCACAAUUUUACAUGCAAUACAUGUACAAUCAAAUAUAUUACUGAUGGCAUCAAUGCAUUCACAAUGUACAUGG
Molecule: messenger RNA, 2960 nt
Organism: Owenia fusiformis
Lineage: Eukaryota; Metazoa; Annelida; Polychaeta; Sabellida; Oweniidae
Source: the annotation of a GenBank genome assembly